Messenger RNA from Striga asiatica, 594 nucleotides. The record is from the annotation of a GenBank genome assembly. Lineage: Eukaryota; Viridiplantae; Streptophyta; Magnoliopsida; Lamiales; Orobanchaceae.
AUGGAUUUGAGCUCAUCAUCCGAAAGCGAUCAUCAAUUUCGAACUAACCGGAAUUGGAACGAAAGCAGAUUCAAACGGCCGUUUCAAAUAGUCGCAACUAACCUCCUCAGCCUCCUCCUCCCCCUUUCCUUCCUCCUCCUCGGCCGCCUCUCCACCGCCCGCUACCUCCUCUCCGCCUCCGACACUCAUCACCUCUCCUCCCCUAAUUCCUUUUUGCGCUCGUUUUUCCUAUCGCACGCCAAAAACCCCACAAUCCUCCACCUACUCGUCUCUGCCGUAAUCGUAUCUGCCCUUGCCCACGCCCUAACCGAUAAAAUUGAACCCGGCGGCGGCCGGAAUUCGGAGCCUAGACGGCCGCUCCGUUUGUGGGCCGCCUGGAUUUUCCUCUGCGCCGCGCAGAUCUGCGUGGGGAUGGGGAUCGAGGGUAGCAUAGCCGCGGGGGUCGACGGGUCGAGGUUCGGGCGGGGGAACGGGGCAAUUUGCAGGGCGGUUUUCUUCGUGGGGAUGCACGAGACGGCGGUGUGGUGGUGGAGGGCGGCAGGGCGAAGCCAGAUUCAAUGGCUGGGGUCGUCCGACACCGACGCUUUGCGUUGA